Uranotaenia lowii is the source of this 1070-nucleotide messenger RNA. Its product is annotated as leucine-rich repeat-containing protein 74B-like. Gene Ontology annotation, molecular function: protein binding. The record is from RefSeq and is a predicted model, not a curated record. NCBI's taxonomy places the organism in Eukaryota, Metazoa, Arthropoda, Insecta, Diptera, Culicidae.
CAUUCGGUUAAAUUGAUGUCAAAAUUUUUGUGCUAAAUUUUUUGUAUAAAAUGUAACAAAAUUCUUAAAAAAAAAUGGAAACAGUUGAAAUAGAUGCCGCUGGUCAAGCCACAACCGUAGUCGAAGAUCACGACUCGCUGCAAUCUAAAGCGGAAAUUUCAAACAAUGUGUCCUUACGAAGCUCUACGGAGGAAGAAGACAAACGCCUUAAAAUCUGUCCAUUUGGACCGAUCUCCUCUCAAUCGACGAUCGUUGAUGAUUCGGAAGAAUUUCCGGAACCAGAAGAUCCGUUGCGAAAACUCGACGAUUAUGUAGAACCGAGAAAGGAAUCCUUUCUGGAACAGUACAAACGUCAGUGUCAAAUUUAUGGCGUGACUCCGAUCGGCGUUGUCUGUGAGGUUUUGAGUGUGAUUGAACAGGAUCCGAGUACGCCUGUUGAAGUGGAUCUGAACCGUUACGGUAGCAGUAAUUUACAGGUUCAAAUAGCCCUCGACGUAUUGGCUAGUGCUUGCCCAAAUGUACUGGAAUACCUAAACCUUAGCUUCAACCUCCUGAUGAGCGAAACCGUUGCAUGCGCUUUGUCCAAUAUGCUACAGGUUGCUCAGAAAAUCACCAUAUUGGAUUUGUCUCACUCCACAUUGAAUGAUCAAGCGGUGAGCCAGAUUGCCGAAGCCAUCUCAACUUCUAACAUUCAAAAGAUGGUGCUCAAAAAUUGCUACAUUAGUGAUUCAGCUGGGGCAGAACUGUUCCGAAAACUGAUUUCUUGUGAAGGUCUUGAAGAAUUGGACCUGAGCUGGAACCGACUGGAAUAUCAAACAGGAUCUUCAGCAGCCCUUUUUCUAGCAGAAAACAAGAUCCUAAAAGAACUCAACUUGGAAGGCAAUUUUCUAUAUUUGGGAAAAGAAUGUAUUGUUCCAUUUUUGCGAGAGCUUUCCAAAAACGAAACACUGAAAAAGUUGAAUUUGGCUUGGAAUGCGCUAGGUGGUGAAUUGUUCUCGCAAUGGCUACCCAAAGCUGUUUUAAAUAGUCAUGUGGAAGUUCUUAAUCUGCAAAUGAAUUACGGAAAAUAA